UUAGGAGGAGUGGGAGGGAUCUGUGUCUCUCUUUAGACACUUGGCAGGAAGCAGCAGCAUAUGCUGAUAUGAAAGAAAAACUAUUUGAGUGUGUUUGUAACAGUUUUGUCCUCUCCUCCCACUUCACCCCUGAAAUGAGUGGAGGACAGUAAGAAAACUAGCAGAGCUUUACUACUGCUGCUAUGCUCAAUUCUUGUCAGGACCUGUAUUGCCGGAGAGGAGGGAAGGCAAGGUGUUGUGUAUGUAAUUUGGUUCUUUCUCACUGGUACUAUGAAAGAGAUGGACAAUUCUUCUGUAAGAAAGAUUACUGGUCACGAUUUGGGGAGCAAUGCCACGGCUGCUCAGAGUCUAUCACCACCGGUCUCAUUAUGGUGGCUGGGAAGCAUAAAUACCAUCCCGAGUGUUUUCUCUGUGAAAGCUGUGGCAUGGUUAUUGGAGAUGGUGAUUCUUUCACUCUAGUGGAUUAUGCCAAUUUAUACUGCGGACAAUGUGGAUACCAGAAGGUGUCAAUGCAACACUCAGCAGCAAAAUGUUCACGGCUUUCUCACACAGUGACAUCGAUGUCAUUUCCUCCUUCUGCAGAAAGCAGGCGAGGUUUAUCCUUCACAGUGGAGCAGAAGGACACAGGCCCUUUGAUCACUGUAUCUCAACUGGACAUGCACAACCUGAGCCCUGAAGUUAAGCCUUUGAUCCAUGUUGGAGACAGGAUUCUUGAGAUCAAUGGAAUUUCUGUCCAGAACAUUCCACUCAAUGAGAUGGAUCUGGUGAUUCAUGAUACAGAGCACUGGUUACAAAUCACAAUUGAACAUGAUCCUAAAGAACUCGCAAAACAUGAAGACUUAUCUGGCCUACUGGGAGAAGAACUGGACCAGCCUGGAAAACUAGGUUUCUUUCCCCUUCCCUGGAACAGUCGAAUAAUCCCUAGAUCCAGAAAUAUUCUGCGCAGCUGCAGUAUUGAUAAAGCUCCGUGCUCGCAACGGCACGCUGCACUUCUUUCCCAUAGAAGAGACAUUAAUCGAUCAGAGUCUCUGCGUUUUGACGCCACUGACAAAACACAACGUAUCUUCCGACCCUCUGACCUAAUAUAUGGGGAAGUGUUGGGAAAAGGUUGUUUUGGACAAGCCAUAAAGGUGACGCAUUCGGAAACAGGUGAGGUCAUGGUGAUUAAGGAACUUCUUCAAUUCGAUGAAGAGACUGAGAAGACAUUCCGGAAAGAGGUCAAAGUAAUGAGAUGCCUCGAGCAUCCUAAUGUCUUAAAGUUUAUCGGCAUUCUCUACAAAGACAAACGACUGAACCUGAUCUCUGAGUAUGUGCAAGGAGGAACGCUGAGGGACACUAUUCAGAAAAUGGAUCACCCUUGGAAACUUAGAGUGAGCUAUGCCAAGGACAUUGCCGCUGGAAUGGCUUACCUACAUUCAAUGAAUGUCAUUCAUCGGGAUUUGAACUCGCACAACUGCUUUGUCCGAGAGAACCAAACAGUGGUAGUUGCAGACUUUGGUUUGGCCCAGCUUGUAAAGGAAGAAAAGAGCUCCUCUCCUGGACAAGUGUCCAAACUGAACAAGCUUGGUCGUAAAAAACGGUAUACGGUGGUGGGCAACCCCUAUUGGAUGGCACCAGAAAUGAUCCAAGGAAAAAUCUACGAUGAACAUGUGGACAUUUUCUCAUUUGGGAUUGUUGUUUGUGAGAUUAUCGGAAGAGUAUAUGCCGAUCCGGAUGACCUCCCUCGCACACAGGAGUUUGGACUGAAUGUGAAUGAAUAUUUGGAGCGCUACUGGUCCAAAGAUUGCCCUGUGGCUUUCUUUCCCAUUGCGGUUCUUUGUUGUGCCUUGGAGGCUGAAAAACGUCCCAGUUUUGCUAAAUUAGAGGAGUGGCUGGAGAAUCUAAUGAUGCACAUGGAGAUUAGACUUCCUCUGAUGUCAGAACUAGAUCAAAUCCGCCAAGCGUUUUGGGAGAACCACAGCCAGUCAAAACAAACUUAUGGGAUUCCUUCGAAACAGAUGGAGAAUUCAGCUUUAGGCCGAAGCUGAGACUUCAUGUGAUCUGUGGGCAGUUGCAUAAAAGACUAGUUGUACAAGUUAGUCUGAACGUUACAAAUUUUUUUUUUAAGUCUAUUACAUUAAAACCUAGAUUUUUUAAAUUUA
Messenger RNA from Sinocyclocheilus grahami, 2141 nucleotides. It is a transcript of the gene limk1b, whose product is annotated as LIM domain kinase 1b. The transcript is spliced from 15 exons. Gene Ontology annotation, biological process: actin cytoskeleton organization; protein phosphorylation; positive regulation of stress fiber assembly. The record is from RefSeq and is a predicted model, not a curated record. NCBI's taxonomy places the organism in Eukaryota, Metazoa, Chordata, Actinopteri, Cypriniformes, Cyprinidae. Gene Ontology annotation, molecular function: ATP binding; protein binding; protein serine/threonine kinase activity. The coding region runs from base 183 to 2027 and encodes 614 amino acids. Gene Ontology annotation, cellular component: neuron projection; cytoplasm; nucleus.